Molecule: messenger RNA, 2537 nt
Organism: Salvelinus sp. IW2-2015
Lineage: Eukaryota; Metazoa; Chordata; Actinopteri; Salmoniformes; Salmonidae
Product: B-cell CLL/lymphoma 6 member B protein-like
Biological process (GO): regulation of transcription by RNA polymerase II
Cellular component (GO): nucleus
Molecular function (GO): DNA-binding transcription factor activity, RNA polymerase II-specific; protein binding
Source: RefSeq, a predicted model, not a curated record
GCUAACCUCCACAGUCUUUCUCAGACAACUGUGGUAGGUUAUAUCUUGGGCUAGCUAUAUUGAGGUACCUGACAGUUGYACUGAGGGUUGCGAGGUCAGCAUUGUGCACAUUGGUUCUCGUCCCUGCUGGUCGGGGUACGAGUAGGGAGCUGGUCUCACCUAGCAGAGGCGUCCAGYAGACUGCCCUCUAUGUAUUCUCUAGCUGGUGCCUUCCUCAACAAGAUGAGCAAGAUCCAGGUGGUGGAGGGAUACCAGGUUGGAGGAAGGCGUGCGGUGGUGGCGUCUGAUGCGGUUGCUGCGGAGGGAUAUGUGAAGGAGUUUACGCGCCACUCCAACGACGUCCUGCUGAAUCUGAAUGAGCUGAGGCACCGGAACAUUCUGACCGAUGCCACCCUCGUGGUGGGCACUGCCCAACUGCAGGCACACUGUGCUGUGCUCAUUGCCUGCAGUGGGUUCUUCUACUCCCUGUACUGCCAUCGUGUGUCCUCCCCRGUACAGAGUGGUGCUGGAGGCCAGGCCCUAACCCUGUCUCUCCCUGACUCCCUGGACCCCUCCAGCGUCUCCCUGCUCCUGGACUUCAUGUACACCUCCCGGCUGCCCCUCACAUCACACACCGUCCCCGGGGUGCUCGCCGUUGCGACCUACCUGCAGAUGGACCACGUGGCCGACACCUGCAGAGCUUUCAUGUUACACAUUGAGAGGAUGAGAGGGACGCCCCCUCAAGUGGAGCUGGACUCCACGGUGUCUGCAGUGUUUGAGGCACCCUCAGGGGGAAUUCCUCCCAAUCCCCCUAUCAAUGGAAGACCCCGCCCGUCUGUUCUCGCUGUCUCCACCCCCUCACAGCCCGCAGCGGAGGCUGAGGGCCGCAUUUGCCCUGACUCAGCCAGGGUCCCUGGAGACAUCCGGGCCUCUCUGCAGCCAGGGACUUUCCUGACCCGUAAGCCCAGGUCAAAGGAACUAAAGCUGGAGCCUGAAUCCCCUCUCCCCACGCCCUCUCCAGAAAGCCCAUCGUGCUCCAGCUGCCAGCCCAACUCUCCUGCUGAGUCCAAAACCUGUAACUUGGGUGAACCCAAGAGCAGCCCUGACCCUAAGGCMUGCAACUGGAAGAAAUACAAGUACAUCAUCCUCAAUCCCCUCUGUGCCAUAACCACGAUGAAGGAGGAGGAGCCUGAGGAGGUCCAGCAGCAGUUUAGGCACACCCCCAKCUCUGAUAGGAUGGAGGUGACAUUGAAGCCAACUAUAGAGGCGUGGCCAGGGGAAGGAUCUGGCCAAAAUGACAGGCAGGGGCACGUCUACUGCUAUGAUGUCCCUGGCCGUAGCCCUCCUCUGGUGCCCCUCACAGGGCUGRCAGCACACUCUGCGGACCACCCCAUGGAGCCUCCCACCCACAAGGAAGGAACAGCCUCGCUUUGCUAUCUGGCACCGCGCCCAUUGGAGCCAGAGGCUGCCCAUCACCGCCAACACCCAAUCAAGCGCAAGAAUUACGGCUUGCCAUUCCGUUACUCCGGCAACCUGAGCGUGAUAAAGGCUYUCUGCACAGGUGAGGCAGCCCCUGCUGCCGGCGACAAGCCGUACCGCUGCAYCGUGUGUGGCGCCCAGUUCAACCGGCCCGCCAAUUUGAAGACUCACUCCCGCAUCCACUCUGGAGAGAAGCCCUACCACUGUGAUACCUGCGGGACCCGAUUCGUUCAGGUGGCCCACCUGCGAGCCCAUGUUCUGAUUCACACAGGGGAGAAGCCCUAUCCCUGUCACACCUGUGGCACUCGCUUCCGUCACCUGCAGACCCUGAAGAGCCACCUGCGUAUUCACACUGGCGAGAAGCCUUACACUUGUGAGAAGUGUGACCUGCACGUCCGCCACAAGAGCCAGCUGCGUCUCCACCUGAGGCAGAAGCACGGCGCCGUCACCAACAACAAGAUCCACUACAAGGUCCUGGCCGACCCCUACCAGUCCAUCCUGCAGGCCUGUUAAAUGUCUUCCCUUUGAACCCGGACCUUUAACCCCUAACCCCAAACCCAAUAGAUACCAGCCAUGACCCUAACAUUUCUGUCAAUCAAAUCAUGAUCGUUUAUCUGUUACCACCCUAGUUUCUCCUGUGUUAUUAUGGUCCAUGGCUGAAUCCCAAAUGGCACUCUAUACCUUAUAUAGGGCACUAUUUUUUACCAGGGCUGGGUGCCAUUCGAGACUGCCUGUCUGUAUUUUUCUCAAGUAUGUUUCACCCACUGGCUAGGGAGGCCAUUAUAACACCUAAACAUAUAGUUGGAAGUACAUGGGUCCUGUAUGUGAUUAGCCAAUCAAGCCAUGAUGUUCUAAUAUGAUUUGGGGAAAGAUGGCAGGACCAGAGAUCUGAGCUGAUAUGUCGAUAGCAUGCUGAUGCCUUUCCUCUACAUGCUGUCAGUGAGGUAUUGGGCCUGUAUGAGUUAGGUCAGCAUGACGUGGAUCUUGUCAAGAGAGCUGACGAGAGUUACUGGGAGUAGUAUGGAAUGUUUUGUAGCCCAUCAGUUUGAGAGAGAGAGAGAGAGAGAGAGAGAGAGAGA